AUGGCGAAGAAGAAAUCAGGGACCAAUAAGCCUCCGUCGCACCUGAAAGCUGAUAUACGUCAAGCUGUUAGGGAUAUGUACACGAAGAGGGGCCAGGUCGACAACGAAGCAAUCAAAUCUAAUUUCGUUGCCAAAUACCCAGGCCAGAAGAGUCAUAUCACCCAAAUCGUGGUCGACUAUGCUUUCGCUCUGCAGCACCCUAGUGGAAAGAAAAUAGAGACACAGGCUGGGCCGUCAAAGACAUACAGAAGUCAGAAUAAGGGAGUAACUGAUCCUGCAACAUGUGACAGAAAAGCGAGCCCAGAGAAAGAAAUACGCAACGGCAUUGUGAGCAAAGAUAAAGAGAAAGAGAAAGAGAAAGAGAAAGAGAAAGAGAAUGCAAUUUUACAAGACUUCCAGGACUACCUUUCGGUCAACAGUGGAAAUGGAAGAGCUACAUAUUCCACUGCGUCGGCCGUGCCUUCUCUGGCAGAGCAGAUAUGCUUCCUGGAACCUAAGGAUCAAGACGAUGGCAUUCUCAUGGACCAUGAGUAUACUAAUAUUCAGAAUGCAGUUUUGAUAUCUUCUACUGCGAGCGUUAUGCCAGCUCAAUUUGCUCUUAUGGGUGGAUUUAGGGCUCAACCAUCAGUGUUGCCCCAGGAUCCUAGAGUUAUGCUAAACACAAACGUACCAUUCUCGGCCUUUAUAUGCGGGGUCCAAGGCAGUGGGAAAUCUCAUACCACGAGCUGCAUUAUCGAGAAUUGCUCCAUGUCAUUGCCCAUUUUAGGGGCUCUGAAGCAGCCACUAUCCACCUUGGUGCUCAACUUUAAUGAGUACACUUCGAAUGUCAGCGCCCAGCCGUGCGAAGCUGCAUUCCUCUCUUCGGUUUUGCCGGAAUGGUCGAAACAUGGACUCUCAAUCCCGGUUAGAGUCCUGGUGUCUCCGUCGAAUUUCUACAAUCUCAAGAAAAUAUACUCCCAGAUACCAAAUGUUGAGGUUCAACCAUUCAGACUCAAGCCACACCAUUUGAACAUCAGUGCAAUGCUAUCUCUCAUGUCCAUGGAAAAUGGUAGCCAGAUGCCCUUGUACAUGAGCCAGGUAGUCAGAGUGCUCCGCGAAAUGGCGAUUGAAAACAGGGGAGGAAAUUUCGAUUAUCUCGAUUUCAGAAGACGUCUGGACAAGCUUAAUCUAAACCGCAUGCAAACACCCUUUUUGCAUCAGAGAUUGGAUCUACUUGAUUCCUAUCUGGAUCUCAAAGGGGAGCACAAUGGUGAUUACUUCACCGACGGUGGCAUCACUAUCUUGGAUUUGUCUUGCCCAUUCAUGGAUCAGGCUGCCACGUGUAUCCUUUUCCACGAGGCUCACAAGUACAUGAGUGAAACACCAGCAGCCAAGGACUUGACCGAAACAUUCCUUAACAUUAUUCGCCAGCAACGCCACCUAGGGGUUCGGACCAUCAUCUCCACACAGGAGCCAACCAUCUCACCGCGGCUGAUUGACCUUUGCUCUAUGACAAUUAUCCAUCGUUUUACAAGCCCUGAGUGGUACAGGACGAUCAAGAAGCACGUACCUAUUGGCGACCAAAGUAACAUUCAGAGUUCCGAAGAAUCUUUUGAUGCGCUUCACGAGAUCGCACGUUUGCAAACCGGGGAGGCUCUGAUUUUUGCACCCUCUGCAUACCUCCUGGAUGAGAAAAGCUCUGCAAUCAACGCCGCACACAAAGUUUUCAAAAUGGCAGUUCGAAAGCGUAUUACCUGGGAUGGAGGAAGGACAAUUUUGUGUGUUCGUUGA
Aspergillus nomiae NRRL 13137 is the source of this 1770-nucleotide messenger RNA. RefSeq lists its product as uncharacterized. The transcript is spliced from 7 exons. Bases 1 to 1770 code for a protein of 589 amino acids. Lineage: Eukaryota; Fungi; Ascomycota; Eurotiomycetes; Eurotiales; Aspergillaceae. The record is from RefSeq and is a predicted model, not a curated record.